GCGGCGGAGGGUGCUGCCAGCGCCGGCAGGGAGCGGCGGAGCCCCGCCGGGGUGCGCGAAGAUGCUGUCCUACAGCGUGCUGGACGCCAACGUGGUGGACGUGGAGAAGCGGAGGAACCCCUCGAAGCACUACGUCUAUAUCAUCAACGUAACAUGGUCUGACCUGACUUCCCAGAUCAUCUACCGGAGAUAUAGCAAGUUCUUUGACCUGCAGAUGCAGCUUCUGGACAAGUUCCCUAUUGAAGGAGGCCAGAAGGAUCCAAAGCAAAGAAUCAUUCCUUUUCUACCAGGCAAGAUCCUGUUCCGGAGGAGCCACGUCCGAGACGUAGCAGUGAAGAGGCUGAAGCCCAUCGACGAGUACUGCAGGGCGCUGGUUCGGCUUCCUCCCCAUAUUUCACAGUGCGAUGAAGUCUUCAGGUUCUUCGAGGCUCGCCCAGAAGACCUUAACCCUCCAAAAGAGGACUAUGGAUCUUCCAAGAGGAAAUCAGUUUGGAUGUCCAGUUUGUCUGAGACUCCAAAAAAGAGUGUUGCUCCAGGUGCUGAUGCUAGCUCUGAACCCAUGAUCCUGGAGCAAUAUGUGGUGGUGUCCAACUAUGAGAAGCAAGAGAACUCUGAGAUCAGCCUCCAGGCUGGAGAGGUUGUGGAUGUCAUAGAGAAAAAUGAAAGCGGCUGGUGGUUUGUCAGCACAGCAGAGGAGCAGGGAUGGGUCCCUGCUACAUACCUCGAAUCCCAAAAUGGAACCAGAGAUGACUCUGACAUCAACACAUCUAAAUUUGGGGAAGUUUCUAAGCGACGCAAGGCUCACCUGAGGCGCCUGGACCGGCGAUGGACGCUGGGCGGGAUAGUCAACAGGCAGCAGAGUCGAGAAGAGAAAUAUGUCACUAUCCAGCCGUACGCCAGCCAGGGGAAGGAUGAGAUUGGGUUCGAAAAAGGGGUCACCGUGGAGGUCAUCCAAAAGAACCUGGAAGGAUGGUGGUACAUCAGGUAUCUGGGCAAAGAAGGCUGGGCCCCAGCUUCAUAUCUGAAGAAGGCUAAAGACGAUCUUCCAUCUAGGAAAAAGAACUUGACUGGGCCAGUGGAAAUCAUUGGAAACAUCAUGGAGAUCAGUAACCUGCUGAACAAGAAGUCAUCUUCUGACAAGGAAGCUCAAGUGGAAAACGAGUCUGCAGAAACUCAUAUCACCAAGAAGGAAAUCAGUUUGCCUAUCCUGUGCAAUGACUCUAAUGGCAAUGCCAUGAUGACUCCAGACAAGCAGGCUUCCAAACUGGCCCAGGGAUCCCCAGCCAUAGCAAGGAUAGCACCACAAAGAGCUCAAAUAAGUUCUCCAAAUCUAAGAACAAGACCACCCCCCCGAAGAGAGUCCAGUCUGGGUUUUCAGUUACCCAAGCCACCAGAGCCACCCUCUGUGGAAGUGGAAUAUUACACCAUUGCUGAAUUCCAGUCAUGCAUCUCUGAUGGCAUAAGCUUUCGUGGUGGACAAAAAGCAGAGGUUAUCGAAAAGAAUUCUGGUGGCUGGUGGUAUGUGCAGAUCGGAGAGAAGGAAGGAUGGGCUCCAGCAUCUUACAUUGACAAAAGAAAGAAACCAAAUUUGAACAGAAGAACCAGUACUUUAACCCGCCCAAAGGUUCCUCCCCCAGCACCUCCCAGUAAACCAAAAGACUCUGAAGAAGGAGCAGCUCCUGGAGUGGUUUCUUCAGGAGAUAACCAGGAUUCUCCCCACAAGCUGAAAUACGAAGAACCGGAGUAUGAUGUGCCUGCCUUUGGCUUUGACUCCGAGUGUGAAGUGAGUGAAAGUCACCAUGACGAGGGCACUCCUGAAAAACGACUGUUUCAGCCCCUCAAGCCCUCACCUGUGUCAUCACUUCAGAAAGCUAAGUUCAAGGUAGGAGAGUCUUCAGAAGAAGUUGCUCAUGAAGAAGAAACCAUCUAUGAGAAUGAGGGGUUCAGGCGUUAUGUGGAAGAUGCUUUGUCCAACAAGGAGUCUAGUGGGGAUUCUGAUUCUCAGAAAAGCUCCUCUCUGUCCUUGAUCCGAAGGAAUUCCCCAUGUUCUGGCUCUCCUAAGUCAUCGGUCGUGAAGCUCAAGACAGACAAAAACAUUCAGCCCGAUCUUGGAAAAUGUCACUAUUCCAGGAGUGAGGAGACAAAACCAAGAUCAGCUUCAGAUGUUGGCUUACGUAGCGUGCCAAGAACGGGCAUGAAGAAAGAUCCUGGGCAGAGUCCUUCCAUCAGAGCAAAGCCAAUCGUUAGGCCCAAACCCUUCCUGAACAAGGCAGACUCUCAGAGCCAAGAAAAGAUGGAUAUUAGCACUUUAAGGCGUCAGCUGAGGCCAACUGGGCAGCUCAGAGGUGGACUGAAAGGUUCAAGAAGUGAAGAGUCUGCGAGCCCCCCCUGCACAGCUUCCGAGAACCAGGAUGACCCUGUUAGGAGAGGCUCAGCUGAUCUCAUCACAGCUCCUUCCCGUGGCAUCUUCUGCUCCAGCCAUGCAGCCAAAACUGAGCAAGAAAAUGACUCCAGAUGUUUCUAUGUGACCACUGACUCAUACCAAAAGGUACAGGAUUCUGAAAUUUGCUUUCCAGCAGGAGUAGAAGUGGAAGUGCUGGAGAAGCAAGCCAGUGGAUGGUGGUACCUGAAGUAUGGAGACAUGGAAGGCUGGGCCCCUUCCCAUUAUUUGGCUCUCCCUGAAAACCAGCAAGAAACUACAUCAGCAGAGACUGAUUCUUCUUUUGCCAGGAACAGGAAAAAUGAAAACAAGUCAAACAGUUUAGAGAAGAUAGAAAAGAGAGUUCAGGCUUUGAACACCAUCAACCAGAGCAAACGUGCAACACCACCCAUCCCAAGCAAACCUCCUGGCGGCUUUUCAAAAGCAUCGGGGCCAGUUAAAAUGAGGAAUGGUGUGAGGCAACUUGCUGUCCGUCCGCAGUCGGUGUUUGUGUCUCCACCACCAAAGGAUAACAACCUGUCGUGCUCCUUGCGCAGAAAUGAGUCUUUAACAACCACAGAUCAACUUAGGAGCGUCCGUCGGAAUUCCUCCUUCAGCAACGCGUGGUCACAGCCUGGUGACGCCAAGGGAAAGCAACCAGAGCGGCUGGGCACAGAGAGCUCCGAGACCACCUCCAACCUCCCCACGCAGAGGAACGGGAUCCCUGUGUCCACAGUCAGGCCAAAGCCCAUUGAGAAAUCCCAGUUCAUCCACAACAAUCUCAAGGACAUCUACGUUUCCAUUGCAGACUAUGAAGGGGAUGAGGAGACUGCAGGGUUUCAGGAAGGUGUCUGCAUGGAGGUCCUUGAAAGGAACCCGAACGGCUGGUGGUACUGCCAGAUAAUGAGUGGUGUGAAGCCAUUCAAAGGCUGGGUGCCCUCAAAUUAUCUGGAGAAAAAGAACUAAUAUUGCAAUAUCUUCAAUCUCCGUAAUUUAUACUGUUCCUGCUGUGUACAUGUGGAAAAAAAACAGUCGCUACACAAAAAGACGUUUCCCUGUGCUCCAGUUUGUACAAAGGAGUCUAUAUGAGGACAAAUCUGCCAUGUUCUGGAGAGGUUUGUGGGGUUUAUAUGUUCUGAGCAACUACGAGGAAGAUGCAGCAUAGUCAAAUGCCUUUUUGUGAAGUUGUUAAUAAUCUUGUAUGUGUAACAGGGUAUGACAUCCCAUCCUUCCCAUUAUUGAUAGGAAACCAAAUGUGUGCCUUUUGUGAGAGAAAUACACAUGCAUCUACCUGGGGAGUUCUGUGCCAAACUGUUUUACAAUCUUGGCUCCCUUCUCCUCAUUUUUGUCCAUACAUGGAAUACCCAAGAAUUUUGAAUGCUUUUCCACAACUUACAGUGAGAAGCAAACAAAAGUUUCUGAAACACAGAGGGACUGUAAUCCUUUGGAGAUGUUAUUUUCUUCUUCUUCUUCUUUUUUUUUUUUUUUUUUUUUUUUUUUUUUUUUUUUUUUUUUUUUUUUUUUUUUUUAGCUAUACUCAACAGUUGAUAAGUCCAGAGUUGGAGCCUUUUCAUCAUGGAGAGUUUGGGUCUCUGACUUCAGUGCUGUUACAGCUAACUCACCAGAAAAGGCCAUCAGGUGGUGUGGGUUGGGGGCUUUUUGUUUCCUUUGAUUCUGUCUUGUUCUUUGACUUGGGAUUUCAGGUGUUCAAGGGCAGUGAUGCCUACUGGUGCUUGUAAAAACAAACCUACAAACCCCUUGCUUAAGCAUGUCUGUUACUGUGUAGGCUUCAUGUUUGGUUCUGUGCCUGACUCCUGCCAGAUGAUACUGGUUGAUAGUUGGGUUUCUCAAAAGUUGUCAAAGUCAACUAAGUCCCUUAAGACAUUAAUGACAAAGCUGUCAGAUGUGUUAAUUCUUGUUUUGCCCUCUGGUCCAAAUCCAAGGGUGCUGACUGCUGGCAGGUCCCAUCAAGAUGUUAGUGAGAAAAAAUUUUAACCUUCUGCAACAUCAGUGUUUACAAUGAGUGGAAAAAAAAAAAAGCCAUCAAACUCAGUCUGCACAUAAUUUGUAUAUUUUGGGGGAAUUGCUUUUGUGUUUUGUUUUUGUCUUUUCUGUGCAUUCUGGGUUUACUGUAUUUUCUUUGUGUGUGUGUCUGCUUUUACCAGAAAAGACUUAAAACUGAAGUAGGAGCCAAAUAUGUGUUUCUGUUCCCACUUGAAUCCAAAGAGUACAUUUGUACUGGAAAGUGGGCCUGGGCUUCUCGGGCUCAGAGAUUUAAUAUCAAAGCAAUUCGGUCCACAAUGUGACUAAUCAGGAAGCUGCCUCUUCUAGUUCCAGUUCUGUUUGCCUUUCUUAACUCAAGUUUUGCAAUGUGGCACACGGUGUGGGUGGUGUGGGAAAUUGAAGAGGUAUCCAUUGGAAAAGGCUAGGAAUAUGGAGUUAUUUGUGAGGUAGCCUUGUCCUGUAAACAUAAUUUACUCAAUCCCUACUGUGCUUAAGGAAGUCAUACUUGGGGGUUUUCUUAAAUGGCCUUGUUAAUCACUCAAGAUCAAUAUCUAAUUCCUUUAAAUAACAAGCAGCAUUGUAAAUCUGUUUUAAGGGGUGGGGGGCAGACCAUUUCACUACUGGUUUACACAAAGCAUUACAUGUCCUUUUUUCCACCAGAGUUUCAUACUGAAUUGGCUUGGAAGUUAAAGGUUAUGAAGGCUUCAAAAUAGCUGGGAUCAAAGGGCUGAGUAAAACAGCACAACAAUACCAUAUGUUACUGGGGAUGUUUCACUGCCAAAAAAAAAAAAAAAUUGGGAAAUUUAUAUGUUGUUCUUGUCUUUUUCCUUUUUUCUUUUUUUUUUUUCUUUUCCUUUUUUUUAUUCUUUUUUUUUUUUUUUUUUUUUUUGUGUGUGUGUGUGUGUGUGUGUGGUUUGGGGGUUUUUAUUAAUUUCCAUGAUAACACUGAGAGAGUUGCCUACAGCUGAUGUGGCUGAUGUCCUUUCAGUAGCUGAAACAACAUCCAGGUGCCACAACUACAUGCUACAAACAGUGCUGUGGCUCGAGCAGCUCUCUGCAUGCAGGUGGGGAGGGGAGGCUCUUUUUUUGGGAUCCCUUUAAAUUGUGGUGGCAGGAAAAGGAGGUGUAACUGCACAACAGCUCAUAUCACAGUGUGGGGUCCUCUUUGUACCUUAAUGUCUCACCAUAUGAUGUGUCCAGUUAGCUACAUCUUCCUGGAUGUGUAUCUGAGACAUUGUGGCCCUGUCUCUCAUAUUUCUCCCCAUUUUCACUUGUACUAAUAUGGUAGCAGCCAUAAAAGACUGCUGGAGCUGUUGUGAGAUUGUAAUAGAAGUAUUAUAUUCUUCUGCUGGACAGUAUUAAAUAGAGCAAUACAUAGAGUUAUCUGCUAGAUUGCAGUACUAAUAGUAGUGACUUAGUGAUUUGUAUUAAUGUUAUGAUUUAUUUUAACAAUAAUGAUGCGGAAGUGGUUCAUUAUUUUGAAUUAAUGCACUUUAACAAUAAAAGAAACCAAAAUGGAAGCCAAUGCAGAGAACUAAGUGCAUUAUUUAAAGGUGCAGUAUAUAAUUAACAUUUUCUUGAAGCACAUAUUUAUUAAGAAUUAACUUAUUAUUUAAAAUAUUCUAAAGUUUUGUUUAAAGACAUUCCCACUAGGUCAUCUCUUUGGGGGGAUGUAAAGCACAGCUCCCAGAUCUUCUGCAUUGAGCCACUGAAUUCUCUGAGUGUGGCAUGGCCUGACAUGAACCCCUAUCCGAGGAGGGAAGAGCAGCAAGGAGACAGAAGAGCCCAGACUGGAAAUACUCACAUUUGCAUCCAGCAAAGCCAAACCUUGGGCACCUCUGAACUGCAGGAGUCCUUGCAGGGUGUGGGGUGGCACAGGUGUUUUUGGCAGACUGUUCAGUGCCUGGCUGCCGUGUGCCUUGCACAGGGCUGGCCCUGAUGGAUGCAAGCUCUGUAUGAGGCUCAGGUUAGGAGGCUUCUGGAUCGGCCUGAGACAGCUCUGUGAGAGACAUCUGUCUGUCCCACAGCUCCUGUUCCAUCUUGCUGGCUUGCUUCUCCAGCUCUGGUUUUGCAGGGAGGUGGUUUUCUCUGCUCCUGGCAGGGCAGGGUGACGCAGUGUGAGGGCACCUGUGGCACUGCCAGGGUUUUCUCACACAGCAGCUCCAUGGCUCAGUUGCUGCUUUAUCCCAUCUCAAAGGCCCUCCUGAGGAGAGGCCAGACCCGGUAGAUGAGCAGAGCCACACUUGUGGCCUCCCUCUGCCCUCACCUGUACCAGCAAAAAGGAUGGAGUACAGGUCAGCCUACUUGCUGCCAGAAAUUAUCGUUGGCCACAACAAUAAUGUGGCUUCCCUUCACUUGGUAGUUGUUUUGGCUGCUUGUGUUUAAAAGCACACUUUUAAAACAAAUACUCCCAAUGCAAUUUCUCCCACUCCUGUCUUACCAUUGUCACAGCAUCUCUCACUGAGAUGCUCUCUCUUGUUUUGAUUCUUUCAACUGAGAGAUAUCAGGAAAAUAAUUAUUUUCUCCAUUGGUGAGCAGCUAGUUUUGGUCUGUUCUACUGAUACCCGAAAUAGCAAGCCCUUCACUCUUAGCUGUGAAACAGAGGGAAGGGCCUUUAGCUACAUCAGAAAAGCUGACUGCAGGGCAGGAAAACCUGGCAGAGUACUCAGAGGACAGUGUAGUGCUAGAAGUGUUUUAGCUCUUUUCUAAAAAUGUUAACGUCGCUUUUUAUUUACUAAAUUUGUCAGAACUGACACUGGAUCAAGAGCAAUAUUUAAAUGUAAUGUACACCUCAGUGAACACUCAAUGCAGAAAUCAGUAGUACUGUUUAAAUUUCUCUUUCUGGUUUACUCCUGAACCAGAUUGUUAAGAGGAAGAGUCUGCAGGGCUUGAGCAAAGCCAUUUGCAGCUGAAGGGGGCCCUCGUCUGGGGCGAGAGGCGGCUGCUCCUGCUGUCUUGCUCUCACCCACUCUCUCUCUUUUCCAAAAGGUCUUGAAUUUGGACCAGCAGAAAUUCCAAACUCCAAUGCCAGAGAACAAAAUUAAAGAAUGUGAAAAUUGUGUCUUGCUGUAUACUGCAACUUUAAUAAUAAUGAGCACUUCUGAGUUCGUUAUUGAGGUUUAUAUAAUGCCUGAAAAGUUUAUUUGCUGGUUUCCCUUGUCUCCCCUUUCAAAACACUUUCUCAUAGCAGCAAGAGUCAUGCAUUUUGUUAGGAGUCCUUCCCCGUGGGAGGCAAUUCCUGUUCAUUGUUUUAGCUGUCACCCCAUGCAAUGGGUGAGUGUAGUCAUGGACCAGUCCUUUGCAAGCCAAACCUUUCAAGAUAUAAGAGAUGAUGGGCACAUGUUGGGGUACUUAACUGAUGUGUCAAUGGGAAGUCUUUUAAUUGACGUAUUCAAUAAUAGCAAAUACACAAUAAGGAAAGAUUGGCAUUGUCUUGCAGCUAGACUCCUCAGAAUGGAAAUUCACAUCUGCAUGGGCAUGGCUAAAAAAUGCAUUUGUCCCUUGUGGAUGUGUUCCCCAAAGUCUCCUUCCGUUAUGAUGCUAUAAAGUUUGACGAAGGCAUUAUAUAAUUGUUUUCAUCACUUUCAGAUGUUAAUGAAUCAUAUUUUAUUGUAAUAUAUAUUCAUUGCUUUCCUCAGUUAAAAAGAAAGUUACUGCUUUUAUCUUAUAUGAAAAACAAGGGAAUUUGAUAAAGCAUUCAUUAUUUUCAUAUUACUAGUAUUAACAGAAUAGAACUAGUACUAUUUAAUUUUAGAUCUUCAUAGCUAGCUUGUUAAUAACUCAUAUUUUCCUGUGUUGUAUCCUACUAUUUUUUCUAUUUUAUCCCAAAUAUUCUGCAUUCUUGAGAAAAAGCAAAUCCAAUGAGUGGAUAAGUGCAAUAUUCAUAGAAUAAACAGGCCCCUCAUCCAGGACUUGGAGUGGAACGUGCAGUGUGAAAUGUUUGCAAUUCUCUAUUCAUGCACUCUUAGGGAAGGGGAAAUGCAGGGGAGGGGACAACUGGAUGAAAACAAGACCCUUGGAUAGAUAGAGACUGACAGCUGGGGUGGCUUGGGUUGGGAAUGGCUGCUUUCCAUAAAAAAAAAGUAUCACCUGUUAGUGAAAGUAUAAGGAUUAUGCUGCAUGUUGCCAGGAUUAUGUAUAGAAUGUGCAUUAACAUCUUUUUCAAUACAGGACUUCUGAGCUGUGCUUGAAACACUCUGUAUGUCAUCCAUGCAUGAUUCUGUCUUCUGGUUUGUCUCUGCUGGUUAUGUCCUCUGUUGCGCUUCAGAAUUGGUGGUAACUUCAGAAGGGAAAAUAAUUCUGCUGGUGCAGUCCCAAAUUUGUAUUUAUUGCAAGAGCUAUGGGAAUAUUUUUACAGGUCCUUUCUUUUCUGUCUUUAUUGUUAACCUAAGAAGAAAAAGUCUCCCUUUUAUCUGGGUUAAUUCUCACCUGCAGAAUUUCACAGAUGUUUUGGAUAUUGAUUUCAUAUUUCUUGGCUUGCAAAGGUGGAUCUCACAGGUCCUAAAUAAAGCUGGGCAGAAACUUUGCUCUUCAAAAGAGGUAUUGUCUUAAAUUCUGUUUGAAUGGAAGGAGAACUUCCAUCUGUCAAAAAUAAUGUGACUUUACAGGUAGCAGCAAAAUCUACCACCUUUGAAAAACUGGACUAUUUUUGUAAGGUGCAAGAGAAAUGUGAAAGCCAGAGCCCUUGACUCUCUGAGCUCUGGGAAGUACAUCUCCUGUGGCUCUAGUUCAUUACUCUGGAGAGGGGAUGUACCUCAGUUUUCUGCUUAAUUUUUGUCCUGCUGUUCUUAAGUUUGUCUGAAAGCCUUAAUACUACCAGAGACCUUGGCAUUCAAACAGAAAAACUGAAUUCUGCAGCUGUACUGAAAUGAUUUUGGAAAACCUCUAAUACUUUACCAAUUAGGAAUCUGGUUUUGAGGAGCCAGCUUAAUUCUUCCAGAUGCUCUUGUCUAAAUUGGCAAGAAGCCCACGAGCAUCAGUAGAGUUACACUGACAGAAGACCCUUGUGGGUGCUCAGCACGGACCAUUCUCAGCAAGAGCAAACUCUGUGCACUGUUCCUACACCUCCAAAGGGUGCUCAGGACAGCUUAGCCUUGGUGCUGCCCUGCCAUCAUCCACUGUGCUGCAAAUUUUGCAGCUCUUUAAAACCAGCUGGAGCUUUGCUGCUAUUUGCUGGUGGUUUUCCAUCACCAGCAGCUCCUUCUCUGUCAGCUUCAGAUGCUAUUUAGCCACGUAGUGAAGUGCUGUGUAUCAGUGCAGUGUUUGAUAGCUGCCAAAAGUACCAGUUUGAUGGUCUAAAGCAUAUGUUUGUCUAAGUUAUUUUGUUUUCAUUUGCUUUUCGUUGCUUGCUAGAAGCCAGGAUCAGCACUGCAAUGGUGCAUGGGGAACGUGUCCGCACACUUGAACUGUUUGAUGGCCUCUGCUAAUGCUGCCCAGUGCUUGUGCUGCUCUUUCUCUCCCUCUGUGCUGCUCAGCAGUCAUGUCUGUGUGUGUAAUUUUCAGAUAAAGUACUGUACGUAAGGCCGGAUCCAGAAGCCCCCAGUCAGCUGACUUUGGGUUGGGAUGCAGGUUGCUGUUGCUGCUUUUCUUCCUCCGUCUUAGACCCAAUUUGGAGCAAAGCACAGGUGUCUGUCAAAAGUCACCCAUAACUCUGCUUUGGGGUGUCAGUUUUGCAGGGUGUGCCGAGGGUAGAACGAGGAGAAUCUUUCCUCUUGGGUGCCCCUGCAUCAGGGCUGGGACUCUGCAGCAAUUCCUGGAGCGGAAGCUGCGCCGCACUGCGUGCGGACAUGGCUGGCAUAGUCAGAACAAAUUAGUUUCUCCCAUUUUAUAUUGUCAGGGCUGGGCUGGUCCCAUCAACUAUGUUCUUCAUUUGUUCUUGCAUCAAGGUAGUGUUGAUUUUUAGUUGGAGAGUGCAAUUUUUUUUUGUUUUGUGUUUGGUUUUUUAAUAAAUAAAUUUGGUUUAAUGCUUCACACUGGCGUUUUACAGACCUGUUCUUGUCAGCAUAAGCCACUACUGUCCUGAGUUGAGACUCCUGUUUGUUACUGAAUUAAAAUUAUGGCUAUUAUGUUGAUCAUUUGGAAAGAAAUUAAAAGUAACUAUAUUGGCAGGGGAGAGAUAGACAAAAUAUGAGGAAAAAGAUGUUUCUAAUAAGGCCGUGAAUUAUUUGGUUCGACACUGCAGGUGCUUUCUCUGUAAAGAUGGUUUAAAUACAUCACUGCUCUGUGAUAGGAUUUUUUUCUUGUUGAGAAAAGUUGAUUUUUUUCACUCCCUAAUCUACUAUGAUAGUCUGUAUCCUGAAGCCACCAAUCCACCCAAAGAAGACAAGCAUAGGUCAUAUGCUUGUUGUAGUUGAGGCAGUGUGUCUGGGAGCUUGCAUACACUGAGGUUCAGCGGGUGGAGUGGGCAGGCAUGGCUGUUCUAGACCCGCCCAUGUUGGCAGGAACAGCCCUGUGCUAGCGGUGCUUCUGGAAAAAUGUUGGCUUUAGUGACCUUUCCCUGAUGCUCAGGGUUAUUUGGUUACAGUGGCACCUGUCUUGGUCCCUGUUUGGUGGAGGAGAAAAACGGGUGGAAGGGAGAAUCACUUGGCACUGUAAGAAAAUUUUAAAAAUGUGACAUUUAAUAUUUAGAUAAAUAUUUCAGGCUUCUCCAGAUAUUCCCCAUCAAAGCUGUUAUUGACUCUGUAUUUGAUGACUGAAAGGUAAGCAAUGUGGCAGCAUUCUCUGUGCAAACAGUUAUUUUGUGGUUGGAGAGCUUGUUCUUGAACUGCUUCUGGGUCACCAGAGAAGUAGCAAUAAAUAAACAAAAUCCCAUCAUCACCCUUGGGUGAUGACUAGAGAGGCAUUGCAUUCUGUUCUGACUCUGGCUCCCCCAGAACACAUUGAUUUGAUUUGCUUCUGUCCCCUUGAAGCAGCACAGAAAAGAAUAGUGCAGUCACUGCAGCUUAGCCCGUAGCAAUUAGUAAACUGGAACAAAUAAAAAAAUAAAAGAAAAAUAAACCUUUUAAAAAAUUAAGUAUUUCAGUGAAUAGCUGACUUAACUGCUUCCUAUCUUGGCCUUUCAGGGAAGGAGGAAGUUAGAAUUGUUCCCAAUUGUAGGAGGAAUUUUUCUGUCAGGCUGAACAGGCUUGCUGAAAAGUCUUGCUCAUUACUCGUGAUGAGCUCCAACCUGGAAUGUUGCAAAAGCAAAGUAUGUGGAGCAUUGCAACGACUUUUUUGUACUGGGGGUCCAAAGUGAGUGUUGUGGGGCCAGUACUGUACAGAGUAAGUGCAUUUCUGCUGCCUGGCUGACUUGCACAUGACAUCGGUGCUGCUCCUUAAUUGCAGACAGUCAGUGCUUAUUACUCUGCUAGCAGUGUUCAGGGAGAAUCACGUAGAUGAGCGUCCUCACUUGAGGCUCAAUAUCAAAUGUCAUGUCAGGAGAAGUCCUGCCAGCAGCUUGAUUGAUUGCUGCUUAGGCUAAAGUUCAGGUGCAGAUAACUCCGGGUGGGUGUUGAAAGCAGCUCAGAUGGCUGUGAACAUCUGUAGCUGUUUCCAGAGCUGUUAAUUAGCCCAGAUUAUCUCUGCAAACUGUGGGUAGUGAGAUACUGGGAGCCUCAACCUGUUGGUGAAGGAAGGCUGAAAUUUGUUUGAGCUAUUGUGCUCCUCUGCAUUAGCAGAGUAAUGGCACGUGUCUGGACUGGAAGCUCCUCAAGGGUUUGCUAUCCCAAAUUUUUAGCUGACCAAAAAGAAAAAAAAAAUAUGGAUCUAGGCCUGGUCUAAGUGAAGUUUUGCAGUGGAUUUCUUGGGUGGUUGGUGUUCUUAAUGUGACCUUGAAAACUAGAUGCUGUUGUCAUUUCUGUGUUGGUGUAGAGCUCCAUUUUUCAGUGGUUAGGUGGUGGGAAUGUACCUGGUGGGAGCUUGGAAUCUUGGGAGAGCAUGUCGGUGACUAGAGGCAGAGAAAUGUGUGGCUGGUCUUAGUGUGUGUGUGGUCAAGUUGGUGACACUUUUUUGUCUUUUGUUUUGUUUUUAAUAUGGGAACCAAUUUGUUCUGCUUGGGAAAAGGUCUAGAAGUUGGUGUGGUUUCUGUUGCAGUUUAUAUGAGAAGGAAUUAGCUGAGAGCUUUUUUGUUUGUUUGUUUGUUUUUUGUUUUAAGAGAGAUUAUGGGCAGGAGACCAUUUAGUUUUUUUUAGGUUGCAAGUUAAGCUAAGAGAGGAAAAUUAGUCUGGGGAAAUCCUUUUUUGUGGUAACAGCUAUGGACUGUAUUUUGUUGUGGCCUCUGAUCCAGCUCCACUGAAGACAGUGGAGUGAAUAUUGUUGAUCAUGUAGAUGUUAAAUCUUUUGGUCAUGAAUUAAUUCUUAGAGAGGUGACAGGUGUCUUGACAUUCACAGCAUGUCAUGGCAAAUGUGAGCUAGAGACAGAAAUAAUAACUAGCUUCAAGCAUUGUUCAGUUUUUGUUUAAUGAACUUGAGAUGCUGACCAGUUGGAUAAAACUGUGCAAUGAACAACUCCUGCAAUGGUCCAGAUGUGCUUGGGUCUAUGAGAGGUCUUCCCAGGAAAGGAGAUGAUGUGCCUAAUAAAAAAUAUUUGCCUUUCUCAGUCAUCCCAGUAAAACUGAAAUCCAGGAAAGUGACACUUUCUGCACUUAACAGUAUCUUUUGCCAUGGAUGGCAAGAGUUAUUGUUAAUGAGGGAUUAGAUGCCCCAGUCUGUCUGAACUGGCACGAAACAGAUCUUUUUGUGACCAAUGCCUGAGUCUGUGUGUAAACAUUUGUAAAGACUGGAUGCAGAUUAGAGUACUUGUUAACAAAAUGAGCAACUUUUCUGUGGGCCAACACAAAAGAUGGAUUAGCAGUGAGGAAAACACAGGACUCCUUUUUGCCAAGUGACUCUCUAGAAAUUUCCCUCAGGCUUCAGCACAAAUCGGCUGAGACCUGUGAGGAUUUAGCUGAUACACGCUGGGGGCCUGUUUCUGUGACAACAGAAGUGUGCCUUUGUCCUAGCAAGAAUUAAUGAAAUUAUCAUAGUACAGUGUUUUCCUUUGCUUCUGGAUAUGACAGUGGUGGGGGGAAUGAGCUGUGGAAAGCAUAAUCUCCCCCUUAAUCCAGAUUUGCACUCUACUUGGCUGCAGUGCCCAGUCCAGAACUAUUUCAGAGCUGUCCUCAUGGCUGUGCCCUGUGUGGGACAGGGAAUGCACUCAGAGGGGCUGCCCUCCUCUCUGUACCAUGACCAGCUGCUUGCUCAGAGAACUGCAAAACAAUGUAAAGUCAUUGAGGUUUGGGAUUUUUCCUUAGAGCAGCGUGUUCUAAAGCAGUGAAGUAAAAACAAGUGCUUGUUUGGGAAAUUUUAAUCAUGUCUCUGUAAAGGUGAAAACUCUGUAUGUGUCUCUCAACAGAGAAUGAGAAACACCAUCUGUCUUGGGCAAUUGUAGGUGUGAAGAUGCAGAACAAAGACUUCAGAUUACUGUGCCUAAAAGUGGAUCUCAGCAUUUCUGUAAAGGCAUUUGUUAGAGCUGUUAUUAUUUUGGAACUGAACAGCAUUCGAUAAUGGUAUAUCAGGACUGCUCAAAAUUCCUGCAGGAAAGGAAAAGAUAAUUUCAGUUGUGGACACUUGACAGGAAAGGGAGUUGUAAGAAACAUAAAAUAUUGCCAGGUGCUUUAUGAACUUAAUUUUUCUUCUAGGAUUAUCACAGGCCCUUGUGACUGUGUCCUGGCAUGCACUGGUGCUGUGGCACAGCAAUUGGUCAGUGACACCUCUUUGCAAAAUUUCAGAACCCAGACGGGCACGUGUGUGUUGGAAAAGGUGAGCCUAAAAAGGCCUUGGAGUAACCAACAACUGAUAAAAGAACUCCUGAUUUGCAUGUUCUGGAUAUGAUGAAAUAAUUUGCAUUGAGGCAACUUCAGCUCCUUCCAGGCAUCUGCCAUCACCCACCCUGGCAGCUCACAGGUGCCGCAGUCUCACAGGUGGUGGAGGGUGGCAAAUGUCAGUGGAAAGGGAAAUUCAGGAUGUCACUGCUCUUCCUGGUUCUCACCAUGCCUGGAGUCAGAGCUCUGCUGGGCCAAAGCAGAACCAGGCCCUUGGUGCUGUGUUUGCCCUGUCCCACAGGGCUCUGCCAAGUGCUCUGAGUGAUCUUUGCUGUCCUGGGUGCUGCUGCCCUCCCUGUGUGCAAGACCCUGGGAGGUUGUGAGGGCCUGCCAAAAUUUGAGAAGUGUUUUCUCUGUUCUCAGAGACAUUACAAGUUCUUGCAAUGUGAACCUCUAAUGUUUUCAAAGACUCAGGCAAAAAGGACUUGCUGAACAAACUGUACCGGUCAUCUCCCAGUUCAUUGAUUGCUUGGACCAAAGGUGGUGCUAAAUCUGAUCUUUGUCUGUAAUAUUUAUAUUUUGUUGGACUUUUUUUUUUAAGUGUUUAAUAAAACAGAUGCAGUGUCCUUCUUACAUGAGAAAUUUAGUCCCAGCUUGGGACAUGGCAAAACUCCCUGGACCUUCAGGUCCCAGGAUUGUUGCCUGUUACCAUUUGAGCAGGCUUGCAGUGUUCGGGGGGAGGUGGGAAAAGGGUACUCUAUCUUCAAAUGCUUGCAGACUGUAAGAAUUGUGAUUUGUUUGUUUGUUUGUUGGUAUUUUGUUUACAAUGCCUCUUACGCCCUAAGGAAAAAUAAAUUUUUGACCUUUUUAA
Molecule: messenger RNA, 15073 nt
Organism: Hirundo rustica (Barn swallow)
Lineage: Eukaryota; Metazoa; Chordata; Aves; Passeriformes; Hirundinidae
Gene: SH3PXD2A
Product: SH3 and PX domains 2A
Exons: 15
Coding region: 62-3385 (1107 amino acids)
Biological process (GO): superoxide anion generation
Molecular function (GO): protein binding; superoxide-generating NADPH oxidase activator activity; phosphatidylinositol binding
Source: RefSeq, a predicted model, not a curated record